Molecule: messenger RNA, 1275 nt
Organism: Rodentolepis nana
Lineage: Eukaryota; Metazoa; Platyhelminthes; Cestoda; Cyclophyllidea; Hymenolepididae
Source: the annotation of a GenBank genome assembly
AUGGCUCGACACAGAUAUGUUGUGGUGAAUGGAACGAGGCACGGAACCGUUAGGUGUCUAAAAUUCUGGUUGUCAUUCUUCAUUAUUACAACUGUCGCUGUUGUCAUUUACUUGGUUGUUAAAAAUCGGAAGUUUCUGAGUGAGGAGAUUAAAGAUAAUGAACUAAUGACAGCUUCAGGAUAUCCGGUUCCGGAAAUCUGUACUCUUCCGGCAACUUCAGGACCUUGUAAAGCCAACCUCAAAAGAUUCUUCUUUGACUCCACAACUGGAGCCUGUAAGGAUUUCAUCUACGGAGGAUGUUCUGGAAAUGGCAAUAAUUUUGAAACAUUGGAUGAAUGCAUGAGAACUUGCAAUGCUAAACCUAAGAAAAAAACGAUUCAACAAGUCGUAUUGUCCUUAUGUUCUACUUUUUGUUCUAAAGUCAAAAAACCCGAUUUCUGUAUGCUGGAAAAGGAUCCAGGUCCAUGUUAUGCAAUCCUCCCAAGGUACGCCUACGAUAAGAGGCUUGACAAAUGUGUGGAAUUCACAUUCGGUGGUUGCGGUGGCAAUCGAAACAACUUUGAGAGUAUAGAGCAAUGUGAGAAACAGUGCAAANGACUCCACAACUGGAGCCUAACUUGCAAUGCUAAACCUAUCAAAAAACCCGAUUUCUGUAUGCUGGAAAAGGAUCCAGGUCCAUGUUAUGCAAUCCUCCCAAGGUACGCCUACGAUAAGAGGCUUGACAAAUGUGUGGAAUUCACAUUCGGUGGUUGCGGUGGCAAUCGAAACAACUUUGAGAGUAUAGAGCAAUGUGAGAAACAGUGCAAAGAACCAAACGGAGCCAAGGAUUCAGUUUCAGAAGAUCCCGGCGACACCUCCGUUUGCCUUUUACCACGCGAAACUGGAAAAUGCCGAGGAUAUAUAAAGAGGUGGGGAUUCGAUAAAAAUUUAGGAGGGUGUGUUCAAUUUGUCUAUGGUGGAUGUGGUGGAAAUGGCAAUAACUUCGAGUCAAUAGAAGCCUGUGAACAAGCAUGCAUAGGUAGGGGAACAUUCACUAUUGUGGUUAGAAGUGAUACGAUGCCAAUACCAUUUGAUCAAUCUUCACAAAUGGAUUCUGUUUGCAAAUUAGCACAGGAUUCUGGUCCGUGCAGAGGAUCUAUAAGACGAUGGAGCUAUGACGCCUCAAGAGGAUUUUGCGUUGAAUUCACUUAUGGUGGUUGUCAAGGCAAUUCCAACAAUUUCGAAACUCGAGAGGCUUGUGAAGCCAAAUGCUCUGGUAAGCUUCCUCUAUGUUAG